AUGCCUUCUUCACCAAUGGCCUCGCUUACCCCACGAACGCCCCUCACACUCUCUCCCAGCCACUCCCAGAUCUAUACCCUGGCACCUGACCUCUGCCCUACCCUUCACGAAUCGGAGAUGAAAAUUGCCAAAAAGGACAUCCAACCUGAAAACAGCAACACCUACCAUAGCUACUCUACAUCUCCCGCAUAUGCCAGCAGCGAGAAUCUCAACGAAAGACUUAACAUCCAUCUACCGAACCCUCUGCCGCAGAACCCAAGCCCUCGUGCCAGACUCAACCUCGGACAAAGCAAACGUAAAACCCGACGCGAAACCGAACCUCGAGCCCUCGCGCCAAGAAUCACCACCCCUUUCCGAGAAGCCUACUUUUCGCUUCCAGCCAAGACCCCAUCUUCCUCCGACGCUGAUCCAGAAGAAAGCACGUCCCCACCCCCCGCCCGCUACGCCAUCCAGCCACCGCACCGGCGGUCCAACAACAGGAAUUCCGCCGUGCGCCACAUCCCCAUUCCGGCACCCUGA
Molecule: messenger RNA, 519 nt
Organism: Letharia columbiana
Lineage: Eukaryota; Fungi; Ascomycota; Lecanoromycetes; Lecanorales; Parmeliaceae
Exons: 1
Coding region: 1-519 (172 amino acids)
Source: RefSeq, a predicted model, not a curated record